Messenger RNA from Anopheles aquasalis, 859 nucleotides. RefSeq lists its product as uncharacterized. Lineage: Eukaryota; Metazoa; Arthropoda; Insecta; Diptera; Culicidae. Gene Ontology annotation, biological process: ubiquitin-dependent protein catabolic process. Gene Ontology annotation, cellular component: nucleus. Gene Ontology annotation, molecular function: ubiquitin protein ligase activity. The record is from RefSeq and is a predicted model, not a curated record.
UUCGAAGUAAUGCCUUAUCGCCGCAGGACGCAUUAGCGAAUGGAGCCUGUUUCCGAAUGGAGGUUGCAAUCACACGAAUAGCAGUCGUUAGAGUUCACUAUGGAAUAUAUAUUCCAUAGAGGCCAACGGCUAAGCUGCCUGACCUGUCCCAUGUUAGGAUCACCAUGUGAUAGGCUGCUUCAUCCGCUUCAGCGGGUGAUUUCGUUCGACGAUCUUUUGGAGCAAGCGGAUGGUCACGACCAGUGCGACGCCAUCAGUUUCUACACGUGUCCCCUCUGUGGUGAGGAUAAACUAUCAAUUGAAGCACUUUACGACCAUUAUCUCCUGCAGCAUCACCUACAGCAGCAGGAGUCUAGCGUUGAGAAGGUGGAGUUCCGCUGUCCAAUUUGUGUUUGCUUCCGGCUAGAGAACUCAACGGAGUAUAUUGAUAGUGAUCCGGGACUCAUCGAGCAUCUGAUCUCGCGCCAUUGUUUCCCCAGCCAGCGGCGGUAUGACGAAGAACUAGAGCUGCGUGGCCAAUUUUGCUCUGAUUAUGAGACCGAGUUGGUUCGCUUUUUGGCCAUCUUUCUGCAACCGAGCACCGUGGGGAUUUACUCAGAUUGUGACGACGUUCCAUUAAGCGCGCAAAACACCGAGGCGUUAGAUUGUCCAAUCUGCUUCGAGAAAAUGGAUGAAAAUCACCUUCGUUUGCUGUCUUGUAGUCACCAGUUCCACACCGAGUGCAUCGAUCGUUGGUUGGAGAAUAGUUCAGACUGCCCGAUAUGUCGUAUGAAUUGUAAGUGAUCGUCUUCAGGAAGUGAAGCUCGCUUGUAGUCAUUUGUAGCGCCGGAUCAGUAAAUAAAAUAAACGUAAUCCUUGA